UAAAUUAACCGCUCAGCUUUCUGCCUUCAAAUUCAGUAGCCAUGGCAUUACAGGGAACACUUCUCUGGCUUUGCUCACUAGCAGUCUUGUCCUCCGCUGCAGCUCAAGAUAGAAGCUCAGCUGACAAUUGCAACUCGGACACUCAGCACUUGGAGGAUCUGUCGGCUGCUCUCAAGGUGGCGGUAGAGUGCGGUGAAAACCUGCUGUCUGCAUGGAGUCCGGUGCAGACAGCUUCAUUACUGCUGUCCAUGAGGAACCUGACAGACACUUUGCACAAACACCAGCUGAAAGAGUGCCGCAGUGCUGAGCCACAGAAAUGCCCCGAAGCAGAAGUUCCCAACAAUGGAGGGUUGGCAUGCGUCACAUUUGCCAACAAGCGCUACUGCAAACCUCUGUGCAACCAUGGUUACGAUUUUGCUUUUUUGAGGCGGAGUCGUUUGUUUGAUGAAUGCAGUGAGCAGACGGGAUACAAAUGGCAGAGUCAGUACAUCGGAGGAAACAAGCUGGCUGUGUGCCACGAAUCACGAAUCCAAGUUUCAGGAGCAAAGACGGCAUAUUUUCCUAAAGAUCAGGACUGCCUAACAACGAAGGGCAGCAGCCAACUGCAGAGCAGCGUCAGUGAAGAGUUGAGCACUGAGCUGCAGCUGCAGGGCGUACAGGGAGAGCCACAGUACGCCUGCCUUGUAUGUGGAUGAGCAAAAUGCAUCUACGUCAUGAAUGUCGCAGUGUGCAAGUCCCUCUAAGUUGCAAUG
Messenger RNA from Cottoperca gobio, 752 nucleotides. RefSeq lists its product as uncharacterized. The record is from RefSeq and is a predicted model, not a curated record. The coding region runs from base 42 to 695 and encodes 217 amino acids. The transcript has 6 exons. NCBI's taxonomy places the organism in Eukaryota, Metazoa, Chordata, Actinopteri, Perciformes, Bovichtidae.